Molecule: messenger RNA, 1077 nt
Organism: Closterium sp. Yama58-4
Lineage: Eukaryota; Viridiplantae; Streptophyta; Zygnematophyceae; Desmidiales; Closteriaceae
Source: the annotation of a GenBank genome assembly
AUGUUCGCAGAGUACCUCACCACUUCGGCGGGGGCGGAGCUUCUUGACCCGUGGUUUGCCAAGGCCAUUGAGCAGUUGCCCGCGACUAUACGCCAGGAGCUGCCGGACUUACCCCUGUGUGUGGCGGCCCCUCCUCUUCGGCUUUUCCAGGCGCGGCAGCGGCAGUUGGCUGUUGAGGAGCUCCAGGCACUCCGCCGCUUGGCUCGUGACGAUGCCACCCUGGCCCGUUUCACAUCCCUUCAGGGCCCGGGGGCUGGUGCAUGGGUUUCGGCAGUUCCGGCUCAUUCAGAUCUCACAUUCACUGCAGCGGAGUGGGGCAUUGCUGCUGCUAUACGGCUUGGUCUCCCAAUCCAGCAGCUGCAAGUGGCGGGGAAGUGUGUUUGUGGCACAGCGUAUGAUGACCCAGCAGACCCGCAUCAUGCGCUGAGAUGCAAGCACCAACACGGUCCAUCUCGGGUGCAUGAUGAGGUGAAGUUUGCGGUGGCAAAGAUCGCUAAGGCGUCAGGGGGGGUGGUGACGAUGGAGGAUAGUGCGGUGCUGCCGGGGAAGCGGGUUGACGUAGCGGUGCGACGACCAAUGGCUGGGGAGGCUCAUGCUUUAGAGAUUAGUGUCGCGGACCCGCUAUCACUGUCUCCAUCUCUGCUAGGGCAGUGCGGGCGGUCUAUAGGCGUGGCGGCAAAGGAGUGGGAGCGUCGCAAAACGGGGGAUUACGCGCCUCUUCUUGCACGGAACCGAGGCGUGCAGUUCACCCCUUUGAUAGUGGAGACGUGGGGGUGUCUCGGCGGUCGCUUCCGGCGGUGGCUUCGACAGCAGGGGGACGCGCACGUGGGGCUAGCUGUGUCACGGGGGGCUUGUCGGGAGGAUGACACUUCGUUCUCGGCUUACCUUUUGGGGUCUCUGAAGGCGCUCAUCGGAGUGGCGUUACAACGGGCGCAAGCUCGUGUCAUCCUGCUUCGGGCGGCGUCUUCCAUGGGGGGGUUGAAUGUGGACUUGGUGGAUCGGGAGAGGGACGAUGUCGAGGUGGAGGGCGGGCCUCUUUGGGUGGAGGCCCCCUACAUGGUGGAUGUGCAGAUGUGA